Messenger RNA from Bradysia coprophila, 901 nucleotides. It is a transcript of the gene MED8, whose product is annotated as mediator complex subunit 8. Gene Ontology annotation, molecular function: transcription coregulator activity; RNA polymerase II cis-regulatory region sequence-specific DNA binding. The record is from RefSeq and is a predicted model, not a curated record. Lineage: Eukaryota; Metazoa; Arthropoda; Insecta; Diptera; Sciaridae. Gene Ontology annotation, cellular component: core mediator complex; mediator complex. Gene Ontology annotation, biological process: regulation of transcription by RNA polymerase II.
UGUCAUUGAAAAGAGUCAACUAAAAUUGCGAAUCUUUGGGCGAGUUGUUUUGUUUUCCAAAAAGUAUUUUUUUUAAACGCCUAGCCAUGCAACGAGAAGAAAAACAACGUGAAUCGAUGCUUGACGCUCUGCAAACUCGUCUUAACGAUUUGAAAAUAUCAAUCGGCGGCAUGAUUCAUAAAAUCGAAACGGAAUAUGAGACCAUCAACUGGCCAACUUUUUUGGACAACUUUGCCCUGAUUUCAAGUCAUCUCACAGGCCUGACGAAAAUUCUGUCGCACGAAAUGGGAACACCGCUGAGGAAUUUGACCGUGUUACCACUACUAUUAUCACCUGAACGAGAUGAAGCCCUGCUACAGCUGACCGAAGGACGCAUAUCGGUUUUCUCUCAUGACAUGGUGCCCGAUUAUCUGAGAACCAAACCUGAACCAACCGCCGAACAACGAAUGCUGCAACACGAACAGAAAGCGAACAGUUUAAUAGCCGAGACGGCAAUAAAACAAGUGGCUCAAUACACCAAAGUUGUUUCGCACGUCUUCGAUUCGGUUAGCAAGGCACGAGAGGAAUGGGAAGUGGAAUCGUCGACUCGAUCAGGUAUACAGCAAACGAGUAGCAUGUCCGAUACACAUACACUGGUUAGUGCAAUUGGUAUGGGAAAAGGACUGAAAGGAAUUAUGCCGCCGGUUGGUGGUCCUGGACCAGCUGGUAUGAUUCCACCAUCUAUACGGCCACAGGCUUCAAUGAGUUCGGUUAGUCCAUCGGGUGCGAAUCAGAUAGGAAAAGCACCGUCAGCUAUUAAGACGAAUAUUAAAUCAGCCAAUCAAAUCCAUCCAUACGGCCGGUAGUGAAUUAAGUGAAUGUUGUAGCCAGAUCAAUAAAUGAACCUCGGAAUGAACGAAUU